AUGGGUUCCGUAGAGGACGAUUCUUCGCGUUUGGAAGAAGCGCUUAUUCAGGAUGAAGAAAGUAAGCUAUACACAGGAGAUGGCUCGGUCGACUUUAAAGGGAGGCCUGUGCUUAAGAAGAAUACUGGCAAUUGGAAAGCUUGCCCAUUUAUCCUAGGCAAUGAGUGCUGUGAACGUUUGGCAUACUAUGGCAUUGCAACAAAUCUUGUAACCUAUCUUACUCGCAAGCUACAUGAAGGAAAUGUCUCUGCGGCAAGAAACGUCACCACUUGGCAAGGCACUUGUUACCUUGCACCUCUCAUUGGAGCAGUUCUAGCAGAUUCUUACUGGGGACGAUACUGGACAAUUGCCAUUUUCUCCAUGAUUUAUUUCAUUGGAAUGGGCACGUUGACACUUUCUGCUUCUAUUCCAGCAUUGAAGCCUGCUGAAUGUCUGGGUGCUGUAUGCCCUCCAGCUACUCCUGCACAAUAUGCUGUGUUCUUCAUUGGUCUCUAUCUGAUUGCGCUUGGGACUGGUGGUAUUAAACCAUGUGUGUCUUCUUUUGGGGCAGACCAGUUUGAUGAUACUGAUUCGCGGGAAAGGGUUAAGAAGGGAUCGUUUUUCAACUGGUUUUACUUUUCUAUCAACAUAGGAGCCCUCAUAUCAAGCAGUUUUAUUGUGUGGAUUCAAGAAAAUGCAGGCUGGGGUCUUGGAUUUGGAAUUCCUGCUUUAUUUAUGGGAUUAGCUAUCGGAAGCUUCUUUUUAGGCACACCCCUAUAUAGGUUUCAAAAACCAGGAGGAAGCCCUCUUACAAGAAUGUGCCAGGUUGUGGCUGCAUCUUUUCGGAAACGGAAUCUUACUGUUCCUGAAGAUAGUAGUCUCCUCUAUGAGACACCAGACAAGAGCUCUGCAAUUGAAGGAAGUCGGAAACUACAGCAUAGCGAUGAAUUAAGGUGUCUUGACAGAGCAGCUGUAAUCUCUGAUGAUGAAAGGAAAAGUGGUGACUAUUCUAAUUUGUGGAGACUUUGCACUGUGACACAGGUGGAGGAAUUAAAAAUCUUGAUCCGCAUGUUUCCAGUUUGGGCUACUGGCAUAGUUUUUUCUGCUGUCUACGCCCAGAUGUCAACAAUGUUUGUGGAACAAGGAACUAUGAUGGACACUAGCAUUGGUUCUUUCAAAAUACCAGCAGCUUCCCUCUCAACUUUUGAUGUAAUCAGUGUUAUUUUCUGGGUCCCUGUCUAUGACAGGUUUAUAGUUCCCAUUGCAAGGAAAUUUACUGGCAAAGAAAGGGGAUUUUCAGAGUUGCAAAGAAUGGGAAUUGGUCUUUUUAUUUCAGUCCUGUGCAUGUCAGCUGCUGCUAUUGUCGAGAUUAAGCGUCUGCAGCUUGCCAAAGAGCUUGACCUUGUUGAUAAAGCUGUCCCCGUACCACUUACUAUAUUUUUGCAAAUCCCCCAGUAUUUCUUAUUGGGAGCAGCAGAAGUAUUCACAUUUGUGGGGCAGCUUGAGUUCUUCUAUGACCAAUCUCCAGAUGCUAUGCGAAGUUUAUGCAGUGCUCUGUCACUUCUGACUACUUCGCUCGGAAAUUACUUGAGUUCAUUCAUUCUCACUGUGGUACUUUACUUCACUACACGAGGGGGAAAUCCUGGAUGGAUUCCGGAUAACUUGAACAAAGGUCAUCUCGAUUACUUUUUCUGGCUUUUAGCUGGACUCAGCUUCUUAAAUAUGUUUCUGUACAUAGUUGCUGCCAAAAGAUACAAGUCAAAGAAGGCUUCAUAA
Molecule: messenger RNA, 1755 nt
Organism: Vicia faba (fava bean)
Lineage: Eukaryota; Viridiplantae; Streptophyta; Magnoliopsida; Fabales; Fabaceae
Source: the annotation of a GenBank genome assembly